This is a messenger RNA of Boleophthalmus pectinirostris (great blue-spotted mudskipper), 2457 nucleotides long. Its product is annotated as extracellular calcium-sensing receptor-like. Gene Ontology annotation, cellular component: membrane. Gene Ontology annotation, molecular function: G protein-coupled receptor activity. Gene Ontology annotation, biological process: G protein-coupled receptor signaling pathway. The coding region runs from base 142 to 2457 and encodes 771 amino acids. The transcript is spliced from 6 exons. The record is from RefSeq and is a predicted model, not a curated record. Lineage: Eukaryota; Metazoa; Chordata; Actinopteri; Gobiiformes; Gobiidae.
UUAAAAGAUGGUGAAUUUUUUCUUGGUGGAAUUUUCGCUUUUCAUGAAACCUGGAUCAUCAGGGAGCAUAAUUACACAGAAAAACCCAAGCCAUGGGAGUGUAUCAGCGUGAAUUUCAGGGAUUUCCAGUUUGCUCAAGCCAUGCUAUUUGCUAUAACAGAGAUAAACAACAGGUCAGACUUACUGCCAGGCAUUUCACUGGGCUAUAAGUUGUACGAUUCUUGUGGGUCCAUUCUUCAUGGAGUUGGGGGAGCAAUAGCUCUGGCUAUGGGCAAUGAAGAAGUACUUGUGUCCUCUGAAUCACUAUGCACCAGAUCAGCUCAUGUGCAGGCCAUUAUAGGAGAGACUUCAUCUUCUCCUUGCAUGGCCACAGCUACAGUCCUCGGUCCAUUUCAUUUGCCAAUGAUCAGCCACUUUGCCACUUGUGCAUGUCUGAGUGACAAAGUGAAAUAUCCCUCCUUCUUUAGGACUAUACCCAGUGAUCUGUACCAGAGCAGAGCGCUGGCCCAGCUAGUCAGGUACUUUGGUUGGACAUGGGUGGGAGCCAUCAGAACAGAUGAUGAUUAUGGCAAUAAUGGCAUGGCCACUUUUGUUGAAACUGCUCAUCAGCUCGGUAUCUGCCUGGAAUAUUCUGUGUCCUUUUUUAGAGCUGACCCACCUGAAAAAAUACUGAAUAUUGUCAAAAGAAUAAGACAGUCUACAUCCAAAGUGAUAGUAACCUUUCUCACACCAAAUGAGAUUGCUGUACUUAUCACAGCCUUAUCUGAACAGAAUGUGACUGGUUAUCAGUGGGUGGGCACAGAGGCCUGGAUCUUUGAUUCUAAAACUGUGGCUAAAGACAAGCACCACAUUCUAGAUGGGGCCAUAGGGUUGUCCAUCCCAAAAACUCAUGUCAGUGGCAUGAAGGAGUUCAUGAUGGAUGUGAGACCACUCAACAUGUCUGGUAAUCAGUUAUUUACUGAGUUCUGGGAAGAACUGUUCAACUGUAAAUUUCAUGCAGAGAGCUAUCACAAAAGAUGUACAGGAACUGAAGACCUGAGUCAAGUGGACAACAGCUUCACUGACAUGUCUCUGAUGCCAAUCUUUAACAAUGUUUAUAAGGGAGUGUAUGCAGUGGCCCAUGCACUGCAUAAAAUCCUCAAAUGUAACAAAACUUGUCAAACAGAUGUGACCUUGGAUCCUCACAUGAUUUUGCAACAUUUGAAAAACAUUCAUUUCCAAACAAAAGAAGGAGAAGAGGUGUAUUUCAAUGAGAACGGUGAUCCUGCUGCUAAAUAUGAAAUCAUAAACUGGCAACCCACUGCACAGGGCACAGUGGACUUUGUCACAGUGGGCCUUUAUGAUGCUUCUCUUCCUACUCACAGACAACUGAAGCUACAAAAUGUGUCUUUAAAUUGGGCCCAGAAUUCUAAGCAGGUGCCAGUAUCAGUUUGCAGCAAAGCGUGUUCUCCUGGAACACGUAAGGUGCUCCAGAAAGGAAAGCCAGUGUGCUGUUACGACUGUGUGCCUUGUGCAGCAGAAGGAGAAAUAAGCAACAGCACAGAUUCCAUCACUUGUGUCCAAUGUCCUUCAGAUUUUUGGUCCAAUGCCCAAAGAGACACAUGUGUGAAGAAGGAAACCGAGUUUUUAUCUUAUGAAGAAAUCAUGGGAGCCCUGCUCACGGCAGCCUCUUUAUUUGGGACGUGCAUGACUUGUGCUGUGGCCUGGGUUUUCUACAAAUACAGGAAAACUCCAGUAGUGAGAGCCAAUAACUCUGAGCUGAGCUUCCUGCUGCUCUUCUCCCUGAGUCUGUGUUUCCUGUGCUCUCUCACCUUCAUCGGUCGUCCCUCUGAGUGGUCCUGCAUGCUGCGCCACACUGCAUUUGGCAUCACCUUUGUCCUCUGUAUCUCUUGUGUUCUGGGGAAGACUAUAGUGGUGCUCAUGGCCUUCAGAGCCACACUUCCAGGCAGUAAUGUCAUGAAAUGGUUUGGGCCUCUUCAGCAGAGACUCAGUGUUCUGGCUUUCACACUGGUACAAGGUGUAAUAUGUAUUUUGUGGUUAACAAUCAACCCUCCUUUCCCUUUUAAAAAUAUGAGUCACUAUAAAGAAAAGAUUAUACUUGAGUGUGGACUUGGAUCACCCAUUGGUUUCUGGGCAGUUCUUGGAUACAUAGGUCUGUUAGCUUUGUUGUGUUUUGUGUUGGCGUUCUUGGCUCGUAAACUUCCUGAUAACUUUAAUGAGGCCAAGUUUAUCACCUUCAGCAUGUUGAUCUUCUGUGCAGUCUGGAUCACUUUUAUCCCAGCUUAUGUCAGCUCUCCAGGAAAGUUUACUGUUGCCGUGGAGAUAUUUGCUAUUUUGGCUUCUAGUUAUGGUAUGCUGUUUUGUAUAUUUUUGCCCAAAUACUUUAUCAUAUUAUUCAAGCCUGAACACAAUACAAAGAAACAUCUGAUGGGUAAAGCUUCACACAAGGGACUGUGA